This is a messenger RNA of Oldenlandia corymbosa var. corymbosa, 2540 nucleotides long. Lineage: Eukaryota; Viridiplantae; Streptophyta; Magnoliopsida; Gentianales; Rubiaceae. The record is from the annotation of a GenBank genome assembly.
GGAACAAAGAAUAUAAAAAAAAAAAAGUCUUUUUCUGAGUAAAAAAAUCCACCACCAUCCCUAACCCACAAAAUGACCAAAACAGAAGCCUACAUUUUACACAACAGUCAAAAAAGUCAACAUCAAAGAAAACCAAACCCAAAUUCCGUCAUGCAAAAGGCAUAACAAAUAGUCCGAAUUUUACAAAAUCAAAUUCUCACACACAAAACACCCAAAAAAAAGGCCAUUUGUGGCUACGUCCGUUGAGUCUCUCCGGGAGAAAUUUUGACCAAUCCAAACUCCAGUUUUGCCCCGUGCCGGCUCCAGCCGUCAAACUCCCAAUUUUCCAACCAAAAACAAACCAACAACUCAUACACUCCAACCUUCUUUUAAAAGCUCCUUCCCCUCCCUUUUAUAUUUUUAUUUAUUUAUAUUAUUAGUAUUCCUUAGUACUAUUACUACAUCAUCGUCAUCAUCAAAAUCAUUCCUUAAAUUAGCUUCCUUUUCCUUCUUUUCACGAUGCUUUUAUCAUUAGCUUCUCCGAUCAUCAUCAUCUCAACAUAGCAAUUCAGUUGUUCUCAUUUCUCAACAUCAAUCAAUAUAAUCCUUUAUUUUGUCCACCGUCAUCAUCGUCAUCCUGAACCUGGGAUCAUCAUGAUGGGGUUGUUAAAUCCAAUUCUGUUCUUGAUGACGACAAUUGUGGUUCCAUUUCUGGUGUUCAAAUUCUUGUCCAAAACAUCGAUUCUGUACAUUUUCAGGAGUUGGUUCCGGGUUUUGUCCGACAAAUGCUACGUUUACCAGUUCUACCGGGUCCCACAGUUUAACGACCACAUGCAGGAAAAUCAGCUCUACCGCAAGGUUCAGGCCUACCUCAACUCCCUCCCCGCCGCCGUCGAGGAUUCCGAUUUCACCAACCUCUUCUCCGGGAAAAAGCCCAACGAGAUCAAGAUAGUCCUCGACCCCACCCAAGUCGUCGUCGACAAUUUCCUCGGCGCCCGGCUGUACUGGUCCCAGGAGAGUCCACCGCCGGUGCCGGCGGACACCGGGUCGACCCGCUCCAUGGUUCUCAAGAUUAGGAAGUCCGACAAGCGGCGGGUCCUCCAGCCAUACCUUCAGCACAUUCACACGGUGUUCGAACAGCUGGAGCAGAGGAAGGAAGUCCAGCUGUACAUCAACGUGGAGGACCACCCGCUCCGAAACGGUCGGUGGAGGUCCGUUCCGUUCGGGCACCCGGCCACGAUCGACUCCGUCGUCAUGGACGCGGAUUUGAAGACCAAGGUGAAGUCCGAUUUAGAAUCGUUCUUGAAGUCCAGGCAGUAUUACCACCGGUUGGGCCGCGUUUGGAAACGGAGCUACCUGCUCUACGGGGCGUCCGGCACCGGAAAGUCCACCUUCAUUGCGGCGAUGGCCAAGUUCUUAAACUACGACGUGUACGACGUCGAUUUGUCCAAGGUUUCCGACGAUUCCGACUUGAAAUCCUUGCUGUUACAGACCACCAGCAAGUCCCUGAUCGUGAUGGAGGAUCUGGAGCGGUUUUUGCUCGGAAAAUCGACGACCAACGUGAGCUUGCCCGGAAUUCUACAAUUCAUGGACGGAAUCGUUUCGUGCUGCGGAGAAGAGCGGGUGAUGGUGUUCAGCAUGAACGUUAAAGAUCAUAUCGACCCGACGGUGCUCCGACCCGGAAGGAUCGACGUCCAUUUACACUUCCCGCUGUGCGAUUUCAACGCCUUCAAAAGCAUGGCGAGUACCCAUUUGGGAUUGAAGGACCACAAGCUGUUUCCGCAGGUGGAAGAAAUGUUUCAAACCGGGGCGACUUUGAGUCCGGCGGAGAUUGGCGAGAUCAUGAUAUCGAACCGGGGAUCUCCGAGUCGGGCACUCAAGUCGGUUCUAUCCGCUCUCCAGAAUAAUGCGGAAGCUAAAGUGGGGAGCAAGAUUGCGAGGAGGCUCAGCCAUAAUUCGGACAGCGGUUCGAUUCGGGUGGUGGAGGAAUCGGUGUCGGGUGACUCCGGAAUGUUUUGUAAAGAAGGCGGCGUCGGCGUUCACACGGCAAAAGAAUUUAGGAAAUUAUAUGGUUUUUUAAGGAGGAGUAGAAAAGGCGGGGAUUCCAUGGAUUUCGAGGAAAAGGAAAAUGGUUCUUAAUUGAUUCUAGUUCUAGCCCUACUACCAAUCCAAAAAAAGGGGCCUUUUUUUUUUUUUCCCCACAUCAUUCUAUUUUUAAUAAUUACAUAAUUAUUAUUAGUAGCUCUAGUGAAGUGACUCUUUAGUAGCUAGGAAAAAAACACAGCAAAGUUAGAAAGGCGCAGGAGUAGAGAUUUCUUUUGCCUUUGUAAUAUUUUUUUAGUUUUAGUUAGUCUAAUAGGUAUAUACGUAAUCCCAAGACUUCUUUGUUAUUAUGAGCACGAUACGGUUAACGUGUUUCAUUCACGAAAUAUAAUGCUAGAAUUUCAUACGGUAAGAUAAUACCCAAAUCAGUAACGUCCUUUUAACAUAUAGGUCCCGAUACAGGUAAAAUGCGUUGCUACUAGUACUAGUUAGCAUAGUUUUCAAAAUCCCGAUCCGGA